Frieseomelitta varia is the source of this 3761-nucleotide messenger RNA. It is a transcript of the gene Err, whose product is annotated as steroid hormone receptor ERR1. Gene Ontology annotation, molecular function: nuclear steroid receptor activity; sequence-specific DNA binding; steroid binding. Gene Ontology annotation, biological process: regulation of DNA-templated transcription. The coding region runs from base 214 to 1569 and encodes 451 amino acids. The record is from RefSeq and is a predicted model, not a curated record. The transcript has 9 exons. Lineage: Eukaryota; Metazoa; Arthropoda; Insecta; Hymenoptera; Apidae. Gene Ontology annotation, cellular component: nucleus.
AAUUGCCGUCAGUCGUGUACGGCUCGCCGUGCCGUCAACGUCGUGGUAGGGGGCUGGUAUGUACAUACGUCGCGCGUGUGCUCGCUCGUGUUUUGCUCAUGAGUGCUCCGGACAUUAGGCAUCAAGAUCGUUCUCGCUUUACGUAAACGUAAAAGAGAAAGCGUGAAACAAAAGCGCAAUAUCACCGGUGCCAUUUGGAUAGAGUCGUCGGCCAUGGAUGCAUGGAUGUACGAUGUGGUUUGUAUGAUGCCCGGUGGCGGCACCGAAAAUAUGAUUGGAAAUAAUAGGACCAUGGCGAACAUUAAACAAGAAAUUGAGAAUCCUACCACCCCGACGCAGAAUUAUCAAGUUUGUUCACCGACCACUACGCUACAGCAUCAAGAGGUAAUUUGCAGUAAAAUAGAGGUGCCAGCCGACUAUGGUGGGGGUGAAGGUAGCCCUGGUAGUCCGGAAAUGCAUCAUUGUUCGUCAACCACUCAGCCUUUAGGAACACCCGAGGAAGGCGUUAAAGAGGAAGACAUGAUACCCAGGAGACUUUGCUUAGUGUGCGGCGAUGUUGCGAGUGGUUUUCAUUAUGGGGUCGCGUCUUGCGAAGCGUGUAAAGCUUUCUUUAAAAGAACCAUACAAGCGAGUAAUUUCACAGGUAAUAUUGAAUACACGUGUCCUGCGAAUGGGGAAUGCGAAAUAAACAAGCGUAGGAGAAAAGCAUGUCAAGCGUGCAGGUUUCAAAAGUGCCUUAGACAGGGCAUGUUGAAGGAAGGAGUCCGAUUGGAUCGUGUCCGAGGAGGGAGGCAAAAAUAUAGAAGAUCCACCGAUCCCUACACGCCGGUGAAGACAGCUCCGUUGGAAGCAAACAUAGCGACAGGAGCUUCUAACGAAAUAAUAAAUAAUAAAAUGCUGGAAGCUUUGGCUGCCUGUGAACCAGAUAUGCUGCAAGUAUCCAAUAUCUCUCAUACUCUUGACACAGAUCAAAGAGUACUUGGACAGUUAUCUGACUUAUACGAUCGGGAACUGGUUGGAAUAAUUGGUUGGGCAAAGCAGAUUCCUGGAUUCAGUAGUUUAGCUCUAAACGAUCAAAUGCGGCUACUCCAAAGCACGUGGGCCGAGAUACUGACGUUUAGUCUUGCGUGGAGGAGCAUGCCAAAUAAUGGUAGAUUAAGAUUUGCCCAAGAUUUUACCCUUGACGAACGACUUGCACGCGAAUGCCAUUGCACAGAGCUGUACACACACUGUAUCCAAAUCGUAGAAAGGCUUCAAAGAUUGGGUUUGACCAGAGAAGAAUAUUACGUUCUGAAAGCGUUAAUAUUAGCAAACAGUGAUGCAAGAUCAGAUGAACCACAAGCGCUAUAUCGUUUUCGAGAUUCUAUUCUAAAUUCCUUAUCGGACUGUAUGGCGGCAGUAAGACCGGGACAAGCGCUUCGUGCUACUCAAAACAUGUUCCUAGUGCUGCCCAGUCUCAGGCAGGUUGAUGGAAUUGUUAGAAGAUUUUGGUCUAGUGUUUAUCGAACGGGGAAAGUACCAAUGAACAAGCUCUUCGUAGAAAUGUUAGAAGCUGCAUAUUAUCGAUGAAAUAUCAACUCGAAUUCAAUUUAACGAUAACGAUUAUUAAGGACGGCAGUAGUAUAAUUGUAACAUGUUAUGAAUGAGUAGGGUACGUUCCUAUGCGUCCCCAAAAGGCGUAAGCGAAAAACAGUGAGUGAUAGUGAAUCGCGGAGAUACGGAGAGUGUGCAGUUUUAUUAAUUUUCUCUGAAAGGAGGACUCGUAUGAAAUAAAAGGCUUUAUUUUUCAAGUGUGAAAAGUGUUGGAGCUUUGGCCAGUGAUCCCAGCGGUCGUUGAAAUUCGCGAAACACUUUAAAAUAUCAGGCAUAUUGUUUCGUCGAAAUAACCAAACUUUCCUUUUCGAGUACCCCUUUUACAGGUACAAAGAAAAAAAAAAAAAAAAAAGAACGAUGUUAUUUCAGGAUAGCAUACGUAGGAAACGUAGUACAAGUUGCGAGAUGCUCGGAGCUCUCAUUUUAGGAUAGUUUACAAAGAUCUGUCGCCAGACAGAAGAAUCUACCAAAUAAACAAAACGUUUUCAUUUACGUAAGAUCGUGACACCGAACCAGUGAUAUCGUAGAAAUCAAAUGCAAAUGUACUAACUGUGGGUGUUUGACGUUAUAGAGUUAGCAUCGUGUUACCAAAUACUACCAAUUCAAUCAAAAUUAUACGUAGCUCCAAUUCGAAUGUUAUUUUAGUCAUGUCUUUUUUCCGAGAGAGAGAAAAAAUCCAGUCAAUUUGAAAUUAGAGGAUCGCGAACUUUAUAUUUUUAAGAAUGUCUAAGAUAUAUGCCGUUUUAUAUAGAAUAACUGCACAUUUUAAUACCAUUAAGUGUAAAGAUUGAUAAGUGUAAAAUCGAUGUGUGUACUGCAUUAAACAUCCAUAGUUAUAAUUCAGCAGAUGAAUUUAGUGCUGUUGUACAAAUUGAACCAAUUACGCGAACAGAGCUGUGAACAGUGAACAAGGAAAAGCGAAAGAAUGGCUGGAUCGUUCUCUAAUUAGCGUCAUGCUGUUUUUUACAAGACACUGUGAGAGAAAGAUGUUUCGAGAACGAACCUUUGGCCAGGUUGCCAGGUUCUAGGGAAAGCAGAAAAAAAGAGUUUAAUCGAUUGUUGAAAUGAUUGCGAAGUGUUAUUCGCGCGUGCCACACAGAGAACGUAGGAGAGUAUAUAUUAUAUUAUAUUAUUAUAUUGUAUGUAUUCAGGGAUCUUUAUUAUCUAGUUAUUAUUGUUACGAGAUCUGUGCACGGAUCUUGCGCAUAAUAUUGCUUUUUUUUCGAAGCGAGGAAUCGUAAUAUCGUAUAGGAGCUACUAUUCACACGUAAAAUAUUCAGUUUUAAGGGAGGAAAAACCGUUUAUUGCAAAUUAAUGGAGUUUUUUCUUUGCCGGUUACACGCGACGAAACACAAGGUUUCUAUCGAUUUUCGAAUCGGCUUUUUGUUAUUUCAUGAUUAAUCGAUAUUAACACGAAAGAAGUAAAUUGUUUUAGGACAAGUUAUGAAUAAAUGUUAGGAUAAAUUAGACACGUUAGGCAGAUCGAGUCGCUCGAAACUUUGUGUCGUUUAAACAGCGGUGUAAUCAUGUGACGUUCAGAGUGCAAUAAUAUCAGGACAUGCGAUUACAUUUUUCUUAUCGGUCAAUCGAUCGCGGCGACUAUUUUAGUUUUCUUUAUUUGUGUAUUUCGUCUUCGUUCUCCUAACAUUUGAAACUUUGUUUAAACCUCCUGCAUUUAAAUACACGAUGCAAAUAGUUGACAGUAACGCUUACAUAUUGCGUGUCCUUCCUCCAUUAGUUUCUCUUGGUUACCUACUACGGUUCAUUCCUCACUACGAAACAGAUAAUGCAACGAAUGCGAUGGCGGAAAAAGGAAAAGAGAAAAUCGCUGUUAAGCCACGGCGAAUUUUUGUUCUGCUUUUUUCUGGCCUACUUUGUUUCGUGCUCUUCCUUCUUUUCCAAUAACAUGGGUUUUUCUUUUUCUUUCUUUUUCUUUUUCUUUUUUUUUUUUAAAUCUACAAAUUGCGCCAAAAGAAAUCAUGAGUUUUAAGGGGAGAAUCAAAUAUUGAUCGUUCAUUGGUGAAUACCGUCGGAUAUUGUUUUGACACAUGUCAAAUGAUUUAUCGAAAUGUUUGUCUUAGUUUAUGCGAAUAUUUGCCAGGGAAUCAAUAGUUGACGUUUUGAUGGAGCUUGUCAUGUGUCGAUAUGAAACAUUGUUCGUUUAAAAA